Molecule: messenger RNA, 198 nt
Organism: Penicillium macrosclerotiorum
Lineage: Eukaryota; Fungi; Ascomycota; Eurotiomycetes; Eurotiales; Aspergillaceae
Exons: 1
Coding region: 1-198 (65 amino acids)
Source: RefSeq, a predicted model, not a curated record
AUGAACAAACUUCGCAAGGACUUCUACAAGCAGCCUGUCAGACAGCCCAGCACGCCCGGGAAACUCUCCGAGCGCACUUGGUUCCCUUUCCAGGGUGGCCUACGGGGGUCUUGCGAGACAGCCAUCGUCUCUCGAGCCCGGGUGCAAUGCACUGGCAAGCAAACGGCCUCGUUGUGGUCGGCGGCGGGCGCAUACUAG